Sabethes cyaneus is the source of this 1290-nucleotide messenger RNA. Its product is annotated as beta-lactamase-like protein 2 homolog. The transcript is spliced from 4 exons. Gene Ontology annotation, cellular component: mitochondrial matrix. The coding region runs from base 313 to 1167 and encodes 284 amino acids. The record is from RefSeq and is a predicted model, not a curated record. Lineage: Eukaryota; Metazoa; Arthropoda; Insecta; Diptera; Culicidae. Gene Ontology annotation, molecular function: single-stranded RNA binding; RNA endonuclease activity.
UCUUAUCAUCAGUCCAAAUUUCAGUGUGAGAUACUUAAAAUUCGUUACUCCCGCUGACGCUGCAAAAACCUUAUCGGCCGUCUUCAGCUGGAUUGAACUAGUUACGUUACAUACAAUUUUACUCUGUGGUGUCUACCAGCUAGUCCAGAAAUCAAUAACAUUUUGCUUGGAGUUCUAGUGUCUGUGCGGUUAACAGCUGUUUUGCUUCAAAAAGAUUAAGUGCAGUGUUGACAUUGUCGGAAAAUUGUGUUCGAAAUAUUUUAAGUAUUAUAUUGUAUUGGAUUAUUAAUAGAAAGUAGGAGUUGAGUUUUCAUGGCGACGAUACCGAAGAUCACGCAUGUUUCAUCUCGAUUAAUUCGCAUUCUUGGCUGUAAUCCGGGCCAUAUGACCCUCCAAGGAACUAAUACGUAUAUUGUGGGAACCGGUCAAAAAAGAAUACUAAUUGAUGCAAGUGACGCAAACGUACCGGACUAUAUAAGCUACCUAAAACAAGUGAUAUCACAUAAACAAAUCACAAUCAACGACAUAAUAGUUACCCACUGGCAUCACGACCAUCAAGGAGGAGUUGAUGAUGUACUGGAGGCUAUCGACAAUAAAGAUACUUGCAGAGUAUGGAAAUAUGCACGGUCAGACGUCACUGAGCCGCUAGAUUCAAAAGUGCGUCCGUUGAAAAAUGGCCAACGGUUUGAAAUUGAAGGAGCAACUCUGGAAGUAAUUCACACACCGGGACACACCACAGAUCAUGUAAUAGUUGUGCUACACGAAGAUAAUGCUGUAUUUAGUGGCGAUUGUAUUCUCGGGGAAGGAACAACUGUUUUUGAAAAUCUCUAUGACUAUAUGAAAAGUUUAAAGUUGAUUCAAACUCUUAAUCCUGUUGUUAUCUAUCCCGGGCAUGGAAAUAUUAUUAAUGACCCAAUGGUACGCAUAUCUCAGUAUAUAAACCAUCGGAACGAGCGUGAACGACAAAUUUUGGCCGUCUUUAAGCAACAUCCCAAUGAAAAGUUUACCGAGCUGGACUUGGUUAAACAAAUCUAUAAAGAUACGCCGGAAAGCUUAUGGCCAGCUGCAGCCAUGAAUGUCAACCAUCAUUUGAGUAAGCUCGUGACAGAAAAAAAGAUUAUGUCCGAUGGAGACUGCUGGAAGCUCAUGCCUUCAGCUUCAUUAUAAUGAAACUAUUGGGGCUAUAUUUCGUUCAAAUACGAGUUUGAAUAACAAUAAUAUGGGUCCCUACCUAGAUUUGUUAGCAGGAAUUGCAAUGUUGAAAGUUUUUAGUAGUGGUAAUAAAGAUUA